Messenger RNA from Rhincodon typus (whale shark), 1069 nucleotides. RefSeq lists its product as uncharacterized. Gene Ontology annotation, molecular function: protein heterodimerization activity; protein homodimerization activity. Gene Ontology annotation, biological process: extrinsic apoptotic signaling pathway in absence of ligand; negative regulation of intrinsic apoptotic signaling pathway; intrinsic apoptotic signaling pathway in response to DNA damage. The record is from RefSeq and is a predicted model, not a curated record. Gene Ontology annotation, cellular component: mitochondrial outer membrane. NCBI's taxonomy places the organism in Eukaryota, Metazoa, Chordata, Chondrichthyes, Orectolobiformes, Rhincodontidae. Bases 110 to 1069 code for a protein of 319 amino acids. The transcript is spliced from 3 exons.
CCAGUGGGUGUGGGGGGAAGGGGCAGGCCUGUGUUUGCGGGCGGGCACCGAACUGUGAAUCUCUCGUGUCCGUCAUGCCGGCUACUGUGUGAGGUGCCGACGCUGCAGGAUGUACAGUAGCGGGGAGCUGGUCGCUGAUUUCCUCCGUUACAAACUGUCCCAGAGGGGCCACAACUGGAGAUGGCUUUGUGAGCAGAAUGGAGCGGCGGGCCUGGGGACACAGCCCGAGCCCGGAGCGGCUGUGUGCAAUGGCAGGCCCGAGGCUGAGCGGGCCCGCCAGGCCCUGUUGGAUGCCGCUGAGGAGUUCGAGCUGCGCUACCGCCGGGCUUUCAGCGAUCUGUCGGCGCAGCUCCGCGUUACCCCGGACACGGCAUACCGGCGCUUCGAGCAGGUGGUGGGCGAGCUGUUCCGCGACGGCGUUAACUGGGGCCGGCUGGUGGCAUUCUUCUGUUUCGGGGCGGCCCUGAGUGUGGAAAGCGCCGAGAAGGAGAUGGGCGCAUUGGUGCCCCGCAUCGCCGACUGGAUGAGUACCUACCUGGAGAACAACCUGGACCCUUGGAUCCGGCAGCACGGUGGCUGGGUAAGAGCUUUAUCCAGCUUCAUGCGCCAGGUCCCUACACUGCAAAGCCUGGGAAUCUAUACAGUGUACCUGAUCCCUAACUCUGACCCCAAAUCCCUCACCUUCCACACUAGGUCGUUGUCCUAUACGCCAACCCUGUCUACCCAGGUCCUUAACGCUAAAGAGCGUUUGGCCCUGACUUCUAUAAGAGAGCUGGCAGACACUGGGCUGAAUGAUCAUCCUACGUUCUGUCUGAUUCAGAGAUUCUACCUCCAAGAGCAUGGGGAUCGCUGGUAUCUGAUAAACCUUGAUCUUAAUCUUGAAUUUGAGAACCUGGUCUUCAGUCUCUUCCUCAGUCAGCUGAAGCUGAGUUGGGACAUUGGAGAUGAUGAUGAAUUUCAUUACCUACAUCUACCAUUAUUAAGACAAGGUUUUGAUGAUAUGGAAAAUGAUUCUCAAUUGAUACCGGGGAUGCUGUGCUGUGGCAGCCGGUUAGAAGAGGAUCUCUGA